Messenger RNA from Psammomys obesus (fat sand rat), 3792 nucleotides. RefSeq names its product CASC3 exon junction complex subunit (gene Casc3). The coding region runs from base 84 to 2177 and encodes 697 amino acids. Gene Ontology annotation, biological process: mRNA processing. The transcript has 14 exons. Gene Ontology annotation, molecular function: mRNA binding. Gene Ontology annotation, cellular component: exon-exon junction complex. Lineage: Eukaryota; Metazoa; Chordata; Mammalia; Rodentia; Muridae. The record is from RefSeq and is a predicted model, not a curated record.
GGGACUGCUCUCGAGCCUCCCGGCAGCCUCUGCGCCGGGCGUGGUGCGUAAGGAGCUGACCGGCGGUGGCCGUUCUCCGUAAGAUGGCGGACCGGCGUCGGCAGCGCGCUUCCCAGGACACUGAAGACGAGGAAUCUGGUGCUUCGGGUUCCGACAGCGGCUCCCCGGCGCGGGGCGGCGGCAGCUGCAGCGGGAGCGCCGGAGGCGGCGGCAGUGGCUCGCUGCCCUCUCAGCGCGGCGGCCGCGGCGGGGGCCUCCAUCUGCGGCGGGUGGAGAGCGGGGGCGCCAAGAGCGCAGAGGAGUCGGAGUGUGAGAGUGAAGAUGGCAUGGAAGGAGAUGCUGUUCUUUCCGAUUACGAAAGUGCAGAAGAUUCAGAAGGUGAAGAAGAAUACAGUGAAGAAGAAAACUCUAAGGUGGAGCUGAAGUCAGAAGCUAAUGAUGCUGCUGAUUCCUCAGCAAAGGAGAAGGGAGAAGAAAAGCCCGAGAGUAAAGGCACUGUGACUGGAGAGCGGCAAAGUGGGGAUGGACAGGAGAGCACAGAGCCUGUGGAGAACAAAGUGGGGAAAAAAGGCCCUAAGCAUUUGGAUGAUGAUGAAGAUCGGAAAAAUCCAGCCUAUAUACCCAGGAAAGGGCUCUUCUUUGAGCAUGAUCUUCGAGGACAGACUCAGGAAGAGGAAGUCCGACCCAAGGGACGGCAGCGGAAGUUAUGGAAGGAUGAGGGUCGCUGGGAGCACGAUAAGUUUCGGGAAGAUGAACAGGCCCCCAAGUCCCGACAGGAGCUCAUUGCUCUGUAUGGCUAUGACAUUCGAUCUGCUCACAAUCCAGAUGACAUCAAACCCAGAAGAAUCCGGAAACCUCGAUUUGGAAGUCCCCCACACAGAGAUCCAAACUGGAUUGGUGAUCGGUCAAACAAGUCCCAUCGCCUCCAGGGCCCUGGGGGCACACUCCCACCAAAGACAUUUAUUAACAGGAGCGCAGCAGGCACUGGCCGCAUGUCUGCAUCCAGGGGUUACGCUCGCUCUGGGGGCUUCAAGGAAGGUCGCACUGGCUUUAGGCCUGUGGAGGUUGCUGGGCAGCAUGGUGGCCGGUCAGGUGAGACUCUUAAGCAUGAAGCUAAUUACCGGUCACGGCGUCUGGAGCAGACUCCUGUGAGGGAUCCAUCCCCAGAACCAGAUGCUCCGUUACUUGUCAGUCCUGAGAAAGAAGAGGUGGCCUCAGAGACACCAGCUGCUGCUCCUGAUACCACACCACCAGCUCCUGACAGGCCCAUUGAAAAGAAAUCCUACUCCCGGGCAAGAAGGACCCGGGCCAAAGUUGGGGAUGCAGUCAAAGCUGCUGAGGAGGUUCCCCCUCCUUCUGAAGGACUCACUGCAGCAGCCACAGUCCCAGAAACUCCUCCUGCAGCUGCUAAAACUGGGAGCUGGGAAACUCCAGUAGAUUCCACCACAGCUGGACUUGAGCAAGAUGUGGCACAGCUAAAUAUAGCAGAACAAAAUUGGAGUCCAGGACAGCCUUCAUUCCUGCAACCACGGGAGCUUCGAGGUAUGCCCAACCACAUCCAUAUGGGAGCAGGACCUCAGUUUAACCGGAUGGAAGAAAUGGGUGGCCAGGGUGGUCGAGCUAAACGUUAUUCAUCCCAGCGGCAGAGACCUGUGCCAGAGCCCCCUGCUCCUCCCGUGCAUAUCAGUAUCAUGGAGGGACAUUACUAUGAUCCAUUGCAAUUCCAGGGCCCAAUCUAUACCCAUGGUGACAGCCCUGCCCCACUGCCCCCGCAGGGCAUGAUUGUACAGCCAGAAAUGCACCUUCCUCACCCAGGUUUACAUCCCCAUCAGUCACCAGGACCUCUGCCCAAUCCGGGUCUCUACCCUCCUCCAGUGUCCAUGUCUCCAGGACAGCCACCACCCCAGCAGUUGCUUGCUCCUACUUACUUCUCUGCCCCGGGUGUCAUGAAUUUUGGUAACCCCAGUUACCCUUAUGCUCCGGGAGCAUUGCCUCCUCCUCCGCCUCCUCAUCUGUAUCCUAACACGCAGGCUCCGUCACAGGUGUAUGGAGGAGUCACUUACUAUAACCCUGCCCAGCAGCAGGUGCAGCCAAAGCCCUCCCCGCCCCGGAGGACUCCGCAGCCCGUCUCCAUCAAGCCCCCUCCACCUGAGGUUGUAAGCAGGGGUUCCAGCUAAAAUGAGUUUUCAAAUAUUUUAAGUUUAACAUCAUGUGAAAUAUAUCAGGAGAGGUGGAAACUCAGGAGAGAAGAGAAACACAACUGGCUGUCUUCUCAGAGGGCUUCAAAAAUGUGGGGUGGCCCUGCCAGUGGACAGCUGGGGGACGAGAGGCCCUCUUUCUCUGAGGACAGGUCUGCUAGAGAGAGAAGAAAGAGGUGGCUACCUUCCACCUCCACUCUUCACUUGAGCUGCCUGGACUCAGGGAGCAGAGACUGGACAACCCAGGUUUCUGAAUCUAGAUUCAGAAGCUUGCAUCUCACUGUUCUUUACUUUCUCUCUGAAAACUCAAGUGUCCUCUGCUCCCAGAGAAGUUCCUUCCUGCUUGUUUGUUUGAAUGUUCAUUUUUAAAGCCUGACUUACCCUUUUUAAAUUAAUAUUCUUAGUUUUUUCUCCUUUUCCCUGCUCUGCCCCUGACUUUACAUGGAACAGGUUUGUCUAGUUUACUACCCUUUCAGGGUUCCCUUUUGACCCCUCCCUUAAUCCCACAUAAUUGAGAAUGUAUCAACCAAGUGUAAAAAUAGCUGGCCUUUUCCUUGUGGUUGGUCUUUAUUAGUCUCUUAACUCCUCAGAACUCUGUGGAAGCUAUCUGCACGCAGUAUCCCACUGUAAAGAGAGCUCAGAGUUGGUGAGUAGGGAACACUUGUUUGGGGUGUAGGUUUGAGCCUCCAUCAGGACCUCUAGUCUUAUGGCUUCAGUCCUCCACUGAGGCAGAAUAUCUGCUGUGGGAAGAGAAAACAAACUUGUGAGAAGGGAGGGUGGAACAAGAUCCCCUGCACGGUUAGGGAAUGCAUGGCUGAGUCCUCAGGGCUGUCUUUGAGGUAAGUGGAAUUAGUGGGUCCUGCUGCUUCCCUUCAUACGCCUCCUACUACAUCCAUCCCUUCCCAGUUGCUGUGGACCAAUGCACCUCUAGAGACAAAUACUACCCAGCGUCUGUCUGCCUUGUCUUUUGCAGUUCUCCAUGCCUUCCCUGCUACAAGUGUUUUUUAGAUGUUACUGCCUUGCUGUCCCCAAAUUCUGCUCCUGUACCUGCAAACAGAAGGUACCUGGACUUAAAUCCUAGGGGAGCAAGUCACCUUCUAGGCAAAGGCUCUCCUUUCUGUCCUUCCUCUCCAUGGCACCGUACCACAUCCUGGUGCCUCUAUGGAAGUCUUACUGCAGCACUCUGUAUGCCUGCCAGGGUUCCUACAGAACCUGAGGGAAAGGCGGUGGCUGUCUCUCCCUGGUAAUGUCACUGUUUCUAUUCUUCCCUCCUACAGCUGGCCUAACCACUCUGAGUUGGGGGUGGGGGUAAAACCCCAAGGAGGAAAUAAUUAAGAGGUUCUUCCAGGGGUAGCUGGUGGUUGUGCCUUUUAUAGGCUUCCCUUUGCCUUAAACCUGAAGAUGUCUUUUCAAGCCUGUGGGCAGCAUGCCCAGAUUCCCAGACCUUAAGACACUGUGACAGUUGUCUGUUGGUCCACUGUGUUUAGUUGCAAAGAUUUCACCAUGUGUGUGUUUUUUGUUAUUGUUCUAACGGGUGCACAUUUGUGAUCAGCAUUGUGACUUGGAGAUAAUAAAAUUUAGACUAUAGACUUGA